CCUCCCUCCCUAGCAUCAUCACUCUCAUUCAUUAGCUCAUUCAGGCAUUUCCGCAAACACUUUCUCAAAAGAAACGUUUCUUUUACACUAACAUGGCUAGACCGCAACAACGAUAUCGAGGUGUCCGACAAAGGCAUUGGGGUUCUUGGGUUUCUGAAAUUCGCCAUCCUCUUUUGAAAACUAGAAUUUGGCUGGGAACAUUUGAAACGGCAGAAGACGCGGCUCGUGCCUAUGAUGAAGCUGCAAGGCUUAUGUGUGGACCCAGGACUAGAACUAACUUCCCUUACGAUCCCAAUGCACCUCAGUCAUCAUCAUCCAAGCUGCUCUCAGCAACUUUGACAGCUAAACUACAUAAAUGCUACUUGGCUUCACUUCAAAUGACCAAACAACAAUCAGUGCAGGAGCCAAAAAGUGAGCCACCGACUCCACAUAUCAUCACCAACAAUGGCAUUGCAGAUAGAGGUAGUGAGACGGGAGUUCGCCUGCUGGAGAAGAGACCAUUGCCAGUUCAAGAGACAGAGGCCAAUUGGGUUGUCAAGAAAGCUCAAGUAGAAAGAACCCAGCCGUUCAAGUCUCUUGAAGAGGAUCACAUUGAACAAAUGAUUGAGGAACUGCUUGACUAUGGCUCCAUUGAAAUAUGCAAUGUCUAGGCCAAACCUUUCUUCUCUUUUCUCCCUUUCACCGGUCAAUGAAAAGUUGGGUUGAGGUUGAUAAACUGCGUUGCCAAAGCAAACAUUGGCCUUAAGGAGUUAAGGCUGGCUUGGUAUUUUACAUUUUCUUCCAUGCCAAUGGCAUUGAUUCGCUAAUUUAACCCAUUCUUCGCAACCUUGAACCUUCCCACAUAUUAUUUUCCAAGUGUUGUAGAUCUGUAGGUUCUAGUGUCUUACCUUGUGAUGGUGUACAUUAAGUUCUGUUAUGAUAUAUGUUACUAUGAUAUUAUCACCUGCUCUGUCUCUUACUAUUCAGUAAUGGAUUCGGAGGAUGAACCGUAGGAGUUUUCUCUUUUCAUUCUUCUCUCUUCUGCUAGCAAUGUUGCAAAGUCAUGUAUGAUAAAUUACUUUCAUUGCUUUAUUUUCACAAUUCAAAUGGUCGUAGCUAUGUAGCUAUCUGCCAAGAUUAGGCAAGUCAUGCUAGUGUUUUUCAGAGCAACAAUAAAACCGUCAUCUUUCGUUUA
Gossypium raimondii (Peruvian cotton) is the source of this 1174-nucleotide messenger RNA. Its product is annotated as protein PPLZ02. The record is from RefSeq and is a predicted model, not a curated record. Gene Ontology annotation, molecular function: DNA binding; DNA-binding transcription factor activity. Gene Ontology annotation, biological process: regulation of DNA-templated transcription. Bases 93 to 650 code for a protein of 185 amino acids. NCBI's taxonomy places the organism in Eukaryota, Viridiplantae, Streptophyta, Magnoliopsida, Malvales, Malvaceae. The transcript is spliced from 2 exons.